AUGGAUAUUGUUGAACCCAUCACUCCGCCAAUGGCCAAAGGAUAUUGGUUCAUCUUGGCAGUGACAGAUUACUUUUCCAAGUGGGCAGAGGCAAUUCCGCUAAAAGAAGCCAAAGCUUCAAACGUGAUCAAGUUCAUCAAACAUCACGUCAUUUACCAUUUCGGUAUCCAUGACUAUGAAACUCAGUUCGUCAGUCAUGGUUUUCAGAGGUUCUGCAACAAGUUCAGGAUCCAAAGUGUCACAUCGACGGCAUACUAUCCGCUAGCCAAUGGCCUUGCAGAAGCAUUCAACAAGACUAUUGUGAAGCUUCUCAAGAAGUUUGUCUCCAAGAGCCAUUGUGACUGGGAUGAAAAACUUGGCGAAUGUUUAUGGGCCUACCGUACAACAGUGAAGACCCCUACAAAAGCCACCUCAUUCUCUUUGGUAUAUGGCUACAAAGCCGUAUUGUCGUUAGAAAUCCAGAUCUUGUCUCUUAGAGUCGCCCUUGCGACCGAGAUGAUGGAUGAAGAACAACAUCAAUUGCGUCUUUAA
Molecule: messenger RNA, 531 nt
Organism: Asparagus officinalis (garden asparagus)
Lineage: Eukaryota; Viridiplantae; Streptophyta; Magnoliopsida; Asparagales; Asparagaceae
Exons: 1
Coding region: 1-531 (176 amino acids)
Biological process (GO): DNA integration
Molecular function (GO): nucleic acid binding
Source: RefSeq, a predicted model, not a curated record